AGACCGAAACAUUGCAAAUUAUCGAUUGUUUUCGUCGUCGUCGUCGUCAUCGUCGAAUGAGAAGAAAAUUUUAUGAUUCAAACACCUGAAAGAGAUAAUUAGAUAGGAUUUUUUUGUUGUUGUUGUUGUUGUUGUUGAUAAUCACUGCCUUGUAGUGCACAUAUCACCGUCAUCAUCAUCGAAUCGAAUUUUUUUCAAUAACGAAGAAAAAAAAGAAGAAGAAGAAGAAGAAGUGAACAGAUAAAAAAAAUGACAAGAAUUUCUGGUCAUAAAUCAUUGGUAUAUAAAGAAUGUCAGCCACAAUUUUCAAUAUUUGAUUGGGAAUUGAAUUCCAGUCUAAAAUGGAUGGAAGAAAAUUGGCAUUAUUCUGUUUAUGUAUCGAUCGCUUAUAUGUUGGUUGUUUAUUCUAUACAACAAUUUAUGCGUCAACGUGAACCAUUCAAAUUACGUAAUUGUUUGGCAUUUUGGAAUCUAUUGUUAACAAUAUUCAGUAUGGCCGGUAGUUAUUAUAUGUUACCAGAAAUGUAUGAUACAUUCUACAUGAAAGGUAUUAAUCAUUCUGUUUGUAUAUCAUCAACAAAUUCUAUUGCCCAAUAUUGGAUGUGGCUAUUUGCAUUAUCGAAAAUAUUUGAACUUGGUGAUACUGUUUUUAUUGUGUUACGUAAACAAAAAUUAAUUCUUUUACAUUGGUUUCAUCAUGUAUUGGCAUUGAUUUUUACAUGGUAUAGUUUUGGCCAAAAUAUAUCAUUAGGACGUUGGUUUGUCACCAUGAAUAUGGUUGUACAUUCAUUAAUGUAUGCAUAUUAUGCAUUUCGUUCGAUGCAAAUUUAUAUACCAAGACAGAUAGCAAUGACCGUAACAUCAUUACAGAUUAUACAGAUGAUAUUCGGUUUCUAUGUUAGUGGUUAUGCAUUUUUUUCAAAAUUAUCUGGAAAUUAUUGUGAAAUACCGGCAAAAACGGCUACAUUUGGUUUCAUCGUUUAUUCAACAUUUUUCUUUAUGUUUGCCAAACUUUUUAUUAAUAAUUAUUUGAAUAAAAUUUCAACAAAUCAUCCGCGUUGUUAUAUAUCAAAAUAG
Molecule: messenger RNA, 1077 nt
Organism: Dermatophagoides farinae (American house dust mite)
Lineage: Eukaryota; Metazoa; Arthropoda; Arachnida; Sarcoptiformes; Pyroglyphidae
Source: RefSeq, a predicted model, not a curated record